AUGGAUGAAACGGAGAUCGAUACUCAGAUCAUUGGUGCUAAAGGACUGCUAGAUGACAGCAGCUUCAUUUCUGAGAAGCAGAGCAGCAUUCUCAAAUCACAAGAGAGUGAAACAUCAUUUCAGAAAAAUACGUUAACUCUGCCUGAAGAGCUAUCAAGGGACAAGUCUGAAAAAGCCUUAAGCGGAGGCCAAACGUCUCUAUUUAUACACUCUAGUGCUCCUACUGUUUCAAGUGAAAACUUUCUUCUGCCUACAGGAACUGCUGUUAAUGGACCAGUUUCACACUCCACUUCCAUUAUGAAGAAAGGCAGCAUUUCAUUAACCACUGCACAAACUGUGGGCCAUCAAGCAGAUUCUUGCUCCGCUGGGACGGUGGCACAUGAUCACCAACUUCCCACAAAGACUUCAACCCAAAAUUCAAGUCCACACCAACAUUUGUUUUUGUUACCUGAAGCAGCUCAUGCUAAGAACCUGACACAUUCCAUAAAAAAUCUACCUCCCUCUGCUUCAGUUGCUUGUGACACACAGCCAUCUAUACGAAAAAGCAUAAAACCAGAUAGCACUUUAGUAAGCCAAGUAGACAUGUGUGAGGAUAGCAAAAGUUCGCUAGAAAAAGAUGGCGGUAGAAAAUCACUAACAGCCACAUCCUCAGGUACAGGUGACUUCAGAACUGAAAGUGAUGCAAACUGGGACCCACAGAAAGAGUUUAUAGAAUUUCUCAUGACAAAUGAAGAACCUGUAGAGAAGUCACCAGUCCAGCCUAAAGUGGGUGUACCAAAAAGGAGGAAAAGAAAGAUGGAUGUUAGCAAAAUCACACGUUACACUGAGGACUGUUUUAAUGAAUCAAAUUAUACUCAUGACAAUUCAGAAUCGUUAGAUACUGAGUUUUUGGAGCAGAGUGAGACUUUACAAGUGAUAGAAUCUCAUAAAUUUUCUUUAGCAAAAGUGAAGCCUGAAUCAACAGAUGAGGAAUUGGAAGUUGUAGAUGCCAUUCAACAAUUGAUUUAUAACCCAAGUAAUAAAUGUGCAGGUGGUACUUCUCCUAUUCACACUAGCACUUUUCUUUCUAAUACUCUGUUAAACAAAUGUGAACAUGAUGAAUUGGAACCACCAACUAAUUUCAGUACUGAUGAGCCUUCAUUUUAUCCCUGUACAAAGUGCAAUGUGAAUUUUAGGGAAAAGAAGCACCUGCACAGGCACAUGAUGUAUCACUUGGAUGGCAAUAGCCACUUUCGCCAUUUAAAUGUUCCAAGGCCUUAUGCAUGUAGGGAAUGUGGUCGGACCUUUCGAGACCGCAAUUCCCUUCUUAAACAUAUGAUAAUUCACCAGGAAAGAAGACAGAAACUGAUGGAGGAAAUUCGUGAAUUGAAAGAGCUUCAGGACGAGGGUAGGAGUGCACGGUUACAGUGUCCACAAUGUGUAUUUGGUACCAAUUGUCCCAAAACCUUUGUGCAGCAUGCUAAAACCCAUGAGAAGGACAAAAGGUACUACUGCUGUGAAGAAUGUAACUUUAUGGCAGUGACAGAGAGUGAACUUGAAUGUCAUCGAGGGAUUGCUCAUGGGGCAGUGGUGAAAUGUUCAAUGAUCACUGCAGAUAUAGCUCAGAGAAAAUCACAGAAAAAGGCAUUAGCGAAAGAUUCCUUCAUGGAAUCGUCCAAAAAAUCAGCUGACUAUAUGUGCAAAAUGUGUCCAUUCACUACAUCAGCCAGAAGCAUUUUGAAAAAACACAUGGAAUACCUGCAUCCAACAUCGUGCAUAGACCCUUUUGGUAGCCGACUUAGACUAGAAAAAAGAAAAGGUCAUAUUAUAGAAGACCCUUUAGAUUUUGGCAGCAGGACUAAACAUUUCAUCAAACAAUCAUCUGCCUUUCCAAAGAACUCUGUUUUAAAACAAGAUAUAAAAAGACCAUUUGGCUCUGCAUUCCAGUCCAGUAACUUUGCAAAACUUCACAAGAGACCCCCCAGGAUACAGAAGGCUCGGAAAAGCGUUGCACAGUCAGCUGUAAGUGUGUAUGGUCAUAGCUCUACAGACAAGCCUGUUUUGAAUAGAAAUAGCACUGGCCAAAAACCUAAAUAUUUGCAUCAUUCAGGAAAGCAAAAGACUAGCGUCAGAGCUAGCAAUAAUUAUUUAUAUAGAUACAAACAUGAAAACAAUAGGAUUAAAAAAUCUAGCAGCCCUUAUCUUUUACACUUAAAAAGGGAAGCUGCAAGAUCUGUCAGGUCCUUACCUUUAUUAUCUUCAAAUAAUUCUCAUAGAUUUAUUAUGGAUUCUCUUAACUAUGAUGCAAAAAGACCAGGAGUCUAUAAAGAUAAGCAUGUAACUGUAAAAAGGUUGGUUAAAAGAUCCAAAAGUGAAGGCUCUGUAAAAGGAGAUGAUUUGGACAGUUAUCCAGACUUUCUACAUAAAAUGACUGUUGUUGUUUUGCAGAAACUUGCUGGGAAAAAAGACAGCUAUGAAACGGAGGAUGAAAGUUCAUGGGAUAAUGUUGAACUGUGUGAUUACACUACACGGUCUGUGGAGGAUGACUCUUACAGUGAUAUUAAUCAGGAGCAUGUAAACCUGUUCCCUUUAUUUAAAGGUAAAAUGGAAGAAGAAACUGGUGGUAAAUCCUCUCUUAGAUAUGAGCAAAAUGACGGAUUUUAUUUUGAGUAUUAUGAAGAUGGCGAAGGUAGCAAUUACCUGCAUGAUUUUCAAGAUCCUCAUAAUUUAGAAAACAUAGGCACAACAUUGCCAAAGCAUAACUCAGUUUUCCAUUGGACUGACUUAUCGCUUGAGAAAAAAAACUGUCCAUAUUGUCCAGCAACUUUUGAAACAGGUGUUGGAUUGUCUAAUCAUGUCCGUGGGCAUCUUCACAGAGCUGGGUUAAGUUAUGAAGCCCGUCAUGUUGUCUCGCCUGAGCAGAUAGCAACAAGCGACAAAAUGCAGCAUUUCAAAAGAACUGUAACAGGAACUCCUGUUAAACGCGUUAGAAAAGGUAAGAUUUUUCUUUCCUUAUCCUAUUUAGGGGGAGCGGGGUGUAUAAUAAUGUGGUUGCAGGUCUGGCUAUGCUACGUCCUGCCUCUCAUAAUAGCUUUUAUUUCCAUCCAUGGUAGAAACUUUUAAUGUCUACGUUUUAAGCAAGCUGGGUCCUUAGUGUCUGACAAAUUGAUAAAUGGAUGAUUUUUCUUUUUAGCUAUUGAGAAAUCAGAAAGUUCUUCAGAACACACAUGCCAACUCUGUGGAGGUUGGUUUGACACUAAAAUAGGAUUAUCUAAUCAUGUUCGAGGACACCUGAAAAGGCUUGGUAAAACCAAAUGGGAUGCACACAAAUCUCCAAUCUGUGUUCUGAAUGAGAUGAUGCAAAAUGAAGAAAAAUAUGAAAAAAUCCUGAAGGCAUUGAACAGUCGGCGUAUUAUUCCCAGACCAUUUGUCGCUCAGAAACUUUCAUCAAAUGAGUUUUUAUCUCAAAAUGUUAUACCUCUUGAAGCAUACCGCAAUGGCCUAAAGACUGAAGAUAUAUCUGUAUCUGCAUCAGAGGAAGAAGGGCUGAGUUUCCUCAAUGAAUGUGAUGAAGCAAAAUCAGUACUACAUGAUGAAAAAAAAAACCAGUCAGUCACACUGAUAGAACUUUUGAAAAAUAAGAGGUUAGGAGAAGAAAGAAACCCUGAUACCUCUCCUCAAAAGAUCCAUAAUCAGACUGCAAGAAAGAGGUUUGUUCAAAAAUGUGUUCUUCCAUUAGAUGAAGACAGUCCUUUGAUGUAUCAGCCACAAAAAAUGGACUUGACUAUGCAGUCAGGUAAGAGGCUUGUUACAAUUUUAAUAACUUGGAAAUACAUUACAAGAUAAAUCCCCCCCCGCCACCCCAAUAUUCUAAAAGUAAUUAUUUUCUUUGAGACUGUUUUUCCCCUUUGCAAGGUUCUAGACAGAGAAAUAUUAAUGAAAUUAGUUUUAACGUUAAAAUUGCCUUAGUUUUCUGCAUACAAAUUGAGUUCUGAAAAGAGAGUAGCUUUUGCUCUGUAAUGGCUCUUGAAGAUGCAUAUAAAGAGGAAAUGAGAACGUCUACUUAGCAAAAUAUGGUAUCACUUAAAUAGCAGACACAUCUGGGAGAGAGCCCCUUGAUCUUUCUUAGGCUGUAAGUGUUGCAGAUAUAUAAUCGGUUCAUAGCGUUAGGAUUGUUCUUUUAUCUGGUGUAAGUGAAUGCACGACUUACUGGUUAACCGGGUGAUGUGUUGUCUGAUCUAUGCCUAGAUUUUAUACCCUGUCAGAGUAACUGUGAUGGCCAUACCCCCUGAACACAGCUGUUGCCGUCAACACAAAAUCCUUAAAAGUUUUAGAUACAUCUCUUAGAAAUCGUGCCAACAAUUUUAUUCCUUUAGACUACUUCCCCCCCUAUUCUAGCAUAGUUUUAGAAUGCUCUUCUGAAAGGUGUCUUUCAGUCUUGGCUGUCAUGGCUCCGGAAAGCUCUGCUCAUCUCCUCCAACACCUCUGCACAGACCUUAUUGCAGCUAUCUUUUCUCAGUCUAGUUUGAGUGAGCGAUUUAUGUAAACUGCUCUGCGAUGAAAGUGCUUGAUCUUGUCUUAUACCCUUUUAUCGUUUUGCUGGUACUUAAAAUUAUUACAGUGUGGUUGAUAAAAGUCUUGUUCACUGAGCAUUACUUGAUUUGCAGACCCAUGUGAUCGACCUGUUGCUGUGUAGUACCGCUAUGGACUGUAGGUAAAGAACUGAAUGUUAAUAUUGCCAUAUAAAAACCCUGGAUAAGUGAGGGUUUUUUUCAUGGGGAAGCAUUCAUAUAUUUGAAUCUAUCUGCAGUCUGAAGUUCCUUAAUAGGGCAACAGGUACAGCACAUGAGGCCACUAAUUCUGUCUUCUACUUUUGUCUGGUUAGGCACUCUGUCUUCACACCAAAUUUUGCCUUAGGUGACCAUGGUCAUAGAUCAUGGGGACUGAAAAUAUCAGUUAACUAUAUAUAUAGAGAGAGAGGGAGAGAGAGAGAGAGAGAAACUUUAAGAUCGGAGCUCCCCCAAUAAAGUUUAUUUCUUGGACAAGCUUCACAUAAACUUGGAAGAUGAUGUUCAACUACAGCUUGUUAAAUUUGGAAGUAAUGUGCUACUUAAUGUUAGGUAGCCUGCCUUCUAGGUUUCACUAAAAAAAGCUGCUUGCAUAAUACUAAUAGUUACAUGAAUAGAGCCCUUAAGCUAAUUGUGGUUAACAUAGCAUUUGACAAUUAACUCACUCUCCUACUUCAGUUAUUUAAACUUUUAUAAUUUUAAGUCUGGUUUUUUUUAAUAUUUUCUCAAGUAUAUUAUGAAACCCAGUUUUAGUGUAUAUUGCAGUAAAUCUAAACUUUGGUUUUUUCAUGUGUUGGAAGCAGCCCAGAGUGGCAGGGGCAACCUAGCCCAGAUGGGUGGCAUAUAAAUGUUCUUCUUAUUAUUAUUACCUGACAGGAUUCUUGUUUUGAUAAAAAAGCUUUCAAAUAAAUGAAAAACCUUUUCCCAAUUUGUUGAAUGUGUUGUCUAAGACAAUAUAUUUCUGAGGACAGUGAAAAUUUUGUGCCUCUAUGAAAGUAAAGUUGAGAAGAAACCAUUUUUAUUGGUUUCUUUGUCUGAAACAGUGUAGUAUGGUUUGACUGUGUGUUCUUUCCUGCGAUGUUUGUUGAUCAUUUAUUUAGCACAAAGAUUUUAGCAAAAACUACAAAUCAUUAACUUUCAUUAUUGAUUGCGCAUUCAGAGUAAUGAAGAUAAAAUGCACCAAAUAAAAUGUUUUGUCUAACAGCUGUGCAGUGGUGUGUUUUACCACCUUUUCCUCCCAGCCUUCAUCAGCAACCUAAUUUAGUAUUGAGCCUUUUACAGUCUUGUGGGUAAAACACUUUAAUUACCACUUUGUCAACUAGACUUUAUAAUUCUCUUUAUUGGGAACAUUAGAAGCCUUGAAACUUCUUAACAAAACUGUGCUAUUCAAAUUGCAGAAUUGUAUUUUGGGUUUAGGAAAUAAUCUGUGCAAUGUGAAGAUAAGCAGGAAAGUGAUAAUUCAAAGAAGCUUAGGAAUUCAAAUCAUGCCUUCCAUUUUUUUUGUACAAAAUAGCAUGUUUCAUGCUAAAUGUCACAUGCAGAAGUAAUCGCCAUGAGCUUGGCUCUUUCUAGUAUAUGAAAUAAUUACGUUGAUGAUGUAGUGAACCUGCGUAAAAGCAACUUUUAAUACAGAAUUUUCCAAAACGCUUUUGAGAGUUUCACUUUUAAAGAGAGAACUGGAUUAUAGUUUUCUUUUGAAUGAUAGGUAUGCCUGUGAAGCUUAGAACGUGUGUGCAUUGCAAUACGGCGUUUACAAGUGCUGUUAGCCUGUCCAACCAUUUGCGCGCUUAUGCACGAAAGAAGAGUGCUGGACUUUUGACUGGGACAGGUAUGUUUGUUACAGAUGUAAAAUCAAGUCUGUCUGUAUACGUUUUCCUCAUCAGACUUGACAGAUUCAUAUGCUAAUUCAGUUGACAUUUAAAAUUUUCUGAAACAGAAGUUGAAUUUGAGAAACAGAACUUUUAGCAACUUGUAAACUUACGUUGCUAAUGUCCAUUUUUUUCCCAUGCCUGGUUUUUAUUUUCAUUGGUUCAUUUUAGAUCCAGCAUUAUUUUCAUGUGUACAAACAGUUGAGAGCGGAAUGCCUUUUUGUUUUCUGGCUAAAUGCAAAAGGAGCUGCUUUUAUAAAUGAGGGAGAUUUUCACCAAUUAUUUGUUAGGUGAAUUGAGAACAAGCUCGGAUAAACAUAGACAAUUAUAUGUGGUACAAUUUUCAGCACAUCAUGUUCAACAAAAGCUACUCUUAUUUUCUCCCAUAUAUUUAUUAUCAGUUACUUUUUUUUUUGCUUUGGUCUUCCACAAAAUGAAAUAGUAACAACAAAGUGCUGCUGUGUUUUGUGUAUCCAUUUGGUGCUUUAUACUGUACUUGGAUUUUGACAGUGAUGGGACUUUUAUAUAAAUCAGAUUCACCCAACUGCAGUAGUCUUCAACUGAUGGGCCCUGACCCACUAUUGAGUCACAGUCUGAUCUAAGGUGGAUUGCAGCCACAAUGCAAAUACUUAAGAAAUGGGUCCCAAAUGAGGGUUCUCAAAUUGAAAAUGCUGAAGACCACUGGUUCCAAACAAAAGGAGAUGUUAUCAGACUACUUGUAGGGUAGUCAAACUUUCAGUGUAUAAACAAUCCCCUCCUUUCAAGUGCAGGUGCCCAAGGCCAGCAUAAUUUAGGAAAAAUUAUUACUAUUUCCAUUCAACAGCUGACCAAACUAGUGUUCUAAUCUGUCUCCUAGCUUUCAAGCCUGCUGAGUUGUCAUGGCUAUAAAGUUGUGAUCCUUAAGUGUGAUAAAGGAAGCGUGCUCUCCUUUCCUAACCCAUAACCGAGCUAUGUUGGGACUGCCAAUAUCCGUGGUUAGCACAAACCAGGGCUCAUUUUAUACCGGAAUUUGAAAUCGGGUUUGAAGCUGGCUUUCAAUUCCUGGCCAAAAGCAAACCCUAGAUCGUGCUCACCGCAACCAAUGUCUGCACCAAUAUGACUUCCAUUAAGGCUGCUAUAGUGAAAUGGAGUGCUUAAGAGUUGGGGCUGGGCGUUCUCAGUCCAUGAUCUAUUCCUGCUCCCUUCAUGGGGUGGUAACAUUACAUUGGCUUAGGCUCCGAGGUGGCUUAUAAAAACACUGUAAAUGAUCAAGCACUUAAUCAUAAACUGUCUAGUUCUUAGAAGUAUGAUAGGUUCUUAAUAGCAGGCUUGUGUUAUUGUAAAUGUCAUACUUUGCCAUAACACUUGCAAAUGGAUACACAUUCAAAAUGAAUUGGAAUACUUUUAAUUUAUUGCUUAGUUUCAUAGGUUUAAUUGUGUAAUUACCCUCUGGCAACACUGAAGGGGUGGAAUGUUAAUACAUAAAUAGCCUGCAACAUUUCCAUACAGAUGUUUAAUUUAUCUGCAAACCUGGAGACUGCAAUGGAUAUUGUCACAAUUUUUUAUGCUUUGCAAAUCAUAAACUGCUGUCUCCUAACUCUAUGUGUGUGAUCUGGAAAUAAAUCCCUUUCAGUUGUAGACUGUGCCUGGCUAUAUAGUAUUGUCAAUUCAAGUGAAUAAUUCUACUACCAAUUUUCCUAUGAGAAUUUGAGAGCAAAAUCCUGGUGUUUGUCUUCAGUUUGACACCACUUCUUUAAAUUUCAUUGUUUCCUCUUAUUUCUGUUAGCAGUUUCCCUAGAUGAGAAAAAGCUGCAUUUUAGGGAAAGAAAAUAUAUUAAAUGGUUACUCUUCUGUGACAAAAAUAUAAUGCCCCUGUGUUCAAAGGUCAUGUUAAUUGCUGUACUAUGUAAUUAUUUUUCUUCAUUUCAGCUUAAUUUUAAUACCUAGGACUAGUAUUUUUCGUAGUGUUACAUAUUUUUGAAGGAAAUGCCAUGGCCAUAAAUUCCUUUGAGCAUUUUUCAGUUUUGUGCCCUAGUUGCAUAAUUGUAUGCAUAAAUGACCUUUAUUUUUAUAUGUGACAAUUGCUAUGGGACCUUUUGUAUUUUACUUUUGAAUAGGAGAAAAACUAUCAACUAUCAAACUCACUGAAGCUGAAAGGAGUGUUUUUCCCAGGGCUACAUGAGCUUCUGGUCAAGACAUUGGCAUUUUUCACUACUCUGCCUUUGUUUAUUUAAUGACUUGUGGAGAACACGAGCAUGCCCUUUCCUCUAAUGGUCAAUUGAGCCCAGUGAUUAGAUACAGAUGCUACCAUGAAAAGGGUAAGAUUUAGGAUAGUGAUGGUCAUUGUCAGCCUGGAACAUUGCAUUCUCCCUGACCAAACUGCUUAGGGAUUAGUUCCAGGACAUCCCUGGUAUCAUUAGAUCGCUCUACCCUUAACUGUCAGUUGCAACUUGAGUCUGGUCUGGGACACCCUAGUUUUUAUUUAACAAAAUUCAUAUACUGCUUGAUGGUAAAUAAGCAGUUUACAAUGAAGAGGGAAUACUCUUUAUCUUCUUAAUAAUCCCUAUUGUAUUUAGUCUGUGAAUUUCAAGGUGUAUAAAAAGACAUGGUUUUAAAAGUAAUUUAAAAAAAUAAAUCAGAUAUAGUAAGUUUCAAUUAUAACAAGGUGCACUUUUAAAAUGAAGUCUUAAUUUCAUGCAAAUAUAUGUCUUAAAACUGAAUUUAUAUAAUUUGAGAGGCUAGUCAUCACAAGAUUUAGUACUGCUAUUUACAUAAUGCUUAUAUUAUGUCUUGAUAUUUGAUGUCAGAGACUAGAAGGUCAUCAUAGGCUCUAGAAUCCAGGUAAUGCUAUUCUGUUUCGCACCAGGAUUAUCCACUGAGCACACAUAAUCUACUUCUAUCUAAUGCUUUAGCUCCCUAAACUCUGCAAUAUGUUCAGUUCCAAUAGACAGCCUUUAAUUCAUGAGUCUACCAGUUAAAUGAAAUGCACGUUCUUAUUGCUUUCCAUCUCGUAGACAAACUGUGUUUUCAUUCUGUUGUUGUUGUUGUUAUUAUUAUUAUUAUUACUGUAUUAUUGUUGUCGUUGUUAUUAAUUAAAUUUAUCCAAGGAUUACAGGGUGGUUUACAAUAUAAAAACACAAAAAUGCACAACCUAGUAACAAACAAAAACAGUAUAUAGAUUAUAGAUUAUUUAAUUAGCUGAAGACCUAAAAGAAGAGGAAUGUGUUUUCCUAGUGCCUAAAGAUAUGUAACGAAGGGGCCAGGCGAGCCUCCCUGGGGAGAGCAUUCCACAAACAGGGAGCCACCACAGAAAAGGCCUAUUCUUGUGUUGCCGCUCUCUGGACCUCUUGCGGAGAAGGCAUAUGAAGAAAGGCCUCCUAUGAUAAUCACAGGGUCUGGGUCGAUUCAUAUGCGGAGAGCUGCCCCUUGAGGUUGAACCAUGUUGUGGUUGUAAGCCACAAACAGGGAGCCACUGCAGAAAAGGCCUGUUCUCAUGUUGCCACCCUCCAUACCUAUCAUGGAGAAGGCACACAAAGAAGGGCCUCAGAUGAUGAUCACAGGGUCCAGGUAGGCUCAUAUGGACAGAGACAAUCCUUGAGCUAUUGUGCUCCUGAGCCAUUUAAGGCUUUGUGGAUCAAAACCAGCACUUUGAAUAGGGCCCCAAAACUAACUGGCAGGGCAGUUGGCUCAGGGUUGGCGUUAUAUGCUCAAACUGUCUUGCCCCGAUGAGCAACCUGACCAUUGAAUUCUGCUCCAGCUGAAGUUUCCAAACUGUCUUUAGAUUCUAUAGCACAAAAGACAGGUGGGUUGUAUGGCCUAAGAUAAGAUAAAAUAGUAAGGCCGAAAUGUUAAGCUUAUUUAAAGUUCUGAUCAGGGCUAUCCUAAACUGAGGUGGGUCACCUCAGAUGGUAACACCAUAGUCGAUAACUUUAUAUUUUUGAAGGGAUUUGGAUUCCCUGCCCCAUCACCAAAAUGUAUUGGGCUGUUUCUAGUCCUAACUGCAUUUGCAAGGCAUUAUGAAUCCCAAAUAAUUUUGGUUGACUUUACCUUUUUUUUAACUUUCUUUUAUGCGUGUUGAAGUGGGUUGAUCAGAUCUGUGGUACAGUGUUAUAGCAUACUUUGUGGCUGGAUUUUUAAAUAUUUUCCCUAAUAAAUUUAUUUCGGUUUUGUUGGCAAUAAUGUUGCACUGAUAUUUUGAGAAUUAUUUUCUGAAGUCAUUAGAAAUAAUUUAGAAUCAAAAUGUGUGUAAGUUUUUUUUGGUUUUUUUUUGUAAUCUUUCAUUUAUUUCCAGUUAGUGUAAGAUGUGUAAUCUGGUUGUGUGGCAAAACUAGAAGAAUAAGCAGAAGCUCUUGCAAUGGGCUUCCGCUGGUAGAGCUGGUUAGAGGAAUCCUGCCCUAAAUGGGCAUGUAUUCUCUUCUUUGAGUUUAUUAGCAUUAAGAAAAUGUGAUUGGAUGUUAGCUGAAAUUUUUGUUUCACAUACAACAGUUAUUGUGACCACCAUGACACCACAGUGCGCAACUUACAUAGCGUAAAUGUGUUGUCAGGUGCGUCAUUUAAACUUGUCUCGGCACUGUCACAAUUUCUUCCCUACAACUUCAAUGAUUAUUUAUUUGUACUAUACCAUCACUGUAGGGUACCUUGCAGAGCUUUACAAAAAGAGAGUUUCCUGACCUCCUGAAGCUUACAGUUUGAAUACAAGUCAUAGAAUUGUAGAGUUGGAAGGGUCCAGGAGGGUCAUCUACUCCAACUCCCUGCAGUGCAGGAAUCUUUUGCCCAACAUGGGGCUCGAACCCAUGGCCCUGAGAUUAAGAGUCUCAUGCUGUACUGAUUGAGCCUCAGACAAGGGGAGGCUGAACAUACAUUGUUGCUUUUAGGGAGUGGGUGGAGCUGUGGUCUAAAGUCCUAAACCACUGAGCUUGGGCUUGCCAAUCGGAAGGUCAACUCUGUGUGAUGGGGUGAGCUCCCAUUGCUCUAUCCCAGUUCCUGCCAACCUAGCAGUUUAAAAGCACACCAUUGCAAGUAGAUAAAUAGGUACCGCUGCGGUGGGAAGGUAAAUGGCAUUUCUGUGCGCUCUGGCUUCCGUCACGGUGUCCCGCGGUUUAGUCAUGCUGGCCACAUGACCCAGAAAGCUGUCCGUGGACAAACGCCAGCUCCUUCGCCCUGAAAAACGACAUGAGUGCCACCCCAUAGUCGCCUUUGACUGGACAUAACCGUCCAGGGGUCCUUUAGCUUUACCUUUUAUUGCUUCUCGAAGAAAGAUAAUAGAAUUACACAUUAAUAUGUUUAGUAGGUAGAUAGCUUUUAAUGGUUAUUUAUCAGUAACCUCAACUUGGGCGUAACUUCGAAAAGUGUAGAAACAUAUUUUUCUACUAGCCCCCCACCCCACUUUAUCGAAGCAUGUAGAAGCUUCUAUCCGCUUCCACUCAGGUAUAUCAGGCCCUUCCUGAUUGGCUCCUGCUAGCUGGGCAGAUGCCACCAUGGGAAAUAUUCCAAAAGAAAGCACAGAAGCAGAAAGAGACACCAAAGUACUGGUGUCAGUUGGGAACGUCAUUAUUUUUGCAUUUGAGAGAGGGCAGUUGAAAAGGAAAUUUGUCGGCCAAGUGAUGGGCAAUAUGAUCUUUGAAUAUGAAAACCUCUUCUUAAAAAAGGAGACUUCACUGACAUUUGUCUUCCCUGCAGAUGAUGAUAAAUGUUCACUUGAAAAGAAACAAAUCAUUAGGGUGUUGUUACAACCAAGUGUUGGGACGCGGGUGGCGCUGUGGGUAAAACCUCAGCGCCUAGGACUUGCCGAUCGCAUGGUUGGCGGUUCGAAUCCCCGCGGCGGGGUGAGCUCCCGUCGUUCGGUCCCAGCUCCUGCCCACCUAGCAGUUCGAAAGCACCCUUAAGUGCAAGUAGAUAAAUAGGUACCGCUUUAUAGCGGGAAGGUAAACGGCGUUUCCGUGUGCUGCGCUGGUGCAGGCUCGCCAGAGCAGCUUCGUCACGCUGGCCACGUGACCCGGAAGUGUCCUCGGACAGCGCUGGCCCCCGGCCUCUUAAGCGAGAUGGGCGCGCAACCCCAGAGUCGGUCACGACUGGCCCGUACGGGCAGGGGUACCUUUACCUUUACCUUACAACCAAGUGUUAAUUCCUGCGGGUUUUGCAACAUCCCACAUGGACAACCUGCAAGUGUCAUGUGCAGGAUCUUGCUGUGGAGUCAUUUGUUUGUAUGUGUCUGUCAGUAAAUUGCCACAUGCUAUGUUGGUCACAGAUCAUUUGUUGGAAAACUGUCUUUCCACAGUUUCCAAUAAACAUUACCAUAAGUUUGAUAUUUGCCCAUGAAACAUUAGCUGUUUAUGUAUCUGACUGCAGAUAGAGAAUAAAUUUACAGAUAACUUCUUGAGGUUGCAGAACUGUUGUGUUGGACACACAUGUUAAAGUACAGUAAAAAUGCAGCAUUUAAACUUUCUGUGGCAUACUUCUUGGUUAUUUUUGUAGGGUUGGUUCCUGCUAGCUAGGGAAGAUCAUUCCUGUUAACAAAUAGUUUAAUGUUAAUCCCAGUUCAAGUAUUAUUAGCUAACACAUGAAAUGCUAUGUAAGAAGCUUACAGAUUUUAUGUUGCUCAGUAUUGUACUAUCCGUUUAUUUUUGAUAAUUGGCUUCCAUAAAACUUUGUUGUGAAACAAGCAGCUUUUAUCAUUCUUGUAAGAAUUUAUAUGGCUCGCUGUCAGUGGUGAUCUGGUAACAUGCUGUAUUCUUUUACCAUUGGAAUUAGCUUUAUUUUCUACAAGUUUGGUAGAAAGUGUUUAAAUGGUGAUUCCUUGACAAGCUUAUCAUCAGCCUGGCAUAUUCAGGAAUGGCAAGGAGACUUCUCUUGUUUCUCUGAGAUCUUUCCCCUGUUGUACUUCGCUGUGUUUCAUGGAGAUUCUUCUCCCUUAGUCCAACAUUUACCUUCUAUUGCAACUUUGGUGCCUUCCAGGCUCCUUUCUUUUAUUUAACUCUGCUUCCUUAGAUAAUGCUCUAAAAAUGAGAGUUGGAAGGUACAUCCGGUUCAAUUUCCUGCCAAUGCGGGAAGCUCUCUACAGCAGGGGAAGGGAACCUCUUGACUCAGCAGGCCAGAACCUCAUCUGGCCCCAUCCCCAUAGAGUAAUUUUGGCUGGCGGUGCUUUGUCCAGAUCUUAGACAAGUCAAUUGAAAAAUAAUGUUUUCUUUUCCAGAGAAAAUGCUUUUCGUAGUGUUCGUAACCAAGACAACACACCUGUCAAAGUCACAGCACAGCACUUCCCAAUCAAGCUGGUUAUUGGGAGCUUGGGAACUUCAGUGCAUGGAGCUUUGCAUUGGAUAAUUUUACUGAUCAGAUAACUCAUAUUGGCCCUUGGGUAAAGACCAAUGGAAGGGGGCACUAUUGACUGGCCAGUAAAAUAUACAAGUCCAGAGGCAAAGAAGGAUAAAGACAAGAAGGCAGAGAUGGCAAAAGAUUAGUGGAGUUGAGGUGUGCUAAGUGGUCAUGAGAUGAAGACUCAUAGCUUAAAGUAAUCCUAGAAGAGGAAGGACCAGAAGGAAGCAGCUGGAGGUAGAUACUUCUGGAAGAUAUGUGCUUAAGGAAGCAGAUAGGCUCCAGCAAACAGGCAGCGUGGAAUCUUUAAGAUGGUGGUUCUGACUCAAGUGAGAACUUUUUCCUCAGAAAAGCAUAUUUGCUGUGACUGAACGUUUAUCAGGCCAGUAAGAAGCAAAGUGAGAGAAGAUAUCAUUGUAGAUGCUGGUCUUGCUUUGUGACUGCUGGCUGGUAUAGGGAGGAUGGGGAAUUAAGUCCUGAAUUUAAAUAGAAGGUUAAAUAGGGAAAGGAGAUUCCAUAUUCCGUUCCACAUUCCAUGGCAAUUAUGCCAAGUUUAAAUAAGGCAUAACAUUUGAAGUUGUAACGUUUUAUCUUUAAUAAUAUAUUAACCUGCAGUUGUUAAAUUAAUCUAAUUUCUGCAUAUAUUAAUGCCUGUAAUAUAUUAUUUUGUUCUUGUUUAAGCUCUUAGUUGAUCAGAUCUUAUGCCCACGCUUUGUUUUAUGCUAUAAAAAGGUGAAAUCCAGGAAGUGGUUAUUGUGGUUGUAAUGGGUGUUUAUCAGCAGGGCUAAGUUAAAGAUGCAUAUAUUUUCCCCCACACUAUUCAUGGUUGCCUUUCUUCUACAGCCUAUGUAAGCUUUUCAGUCAUUUGGUACGCUUAGUGUGCUGUGACAUCUAGAGUUUUUGCCUCCAGGAGGACAUUCUAAAUCAAAGUCCCAGGACUAUUUUAGCUUUCAGUAAUCUGUGCAAGAGAAGAGCUAGCUUUAGAGCAAAUAGCUGGUGUAAUCUCAGACCCCUAGAGCAUUUGCUGAUGGCAGGUCUAAUAAUUUGAGAAUUGGGAAGAGAGGUAGAUUUUAUUUCCCCCCCUGAAAACUGGUUAUCUUGGGAAAUCAAAUCUAAGAAAAUGUGAGGAACUAAGCAAUAGUGAGCUUUUCGCUAUUCUUGGUCCUGCUGUCCAUAUAGUGGUCUUUAAGAAUUCUUUAGCCUAGUUUUGCCAUUUAUAUAUCCAAGACAGACAUGCAGAGAUAAGUGUUAUUUGGACCUGUGCGUUCUUCCUUUUUUGCCAAUGCCUGUCCUUUAAAUAGUGGCCAGAAAAUGCUAUAAUGGAUGGUAUGGCAUCUCCAGUACCAAUACAAUUAUCAUAGUUUCACUCCGAAGAGAGAAUUUCCUUGGUGAUACUCAGUGGUUUUUGAGUGCAGCAAUGCAAUACAUUUUCCAUUUCUGUAUUUUAUUAUCAUUAUCUAGGUGAUAGGAGGACACACCUCAUCCUAUAGUUUGUGGAUUUUUGUUUGAAAAUGUUAUGUUAUUUGAUUUGAGGUAUGGACAAAAGCUUGCUGUUAAAUUCUUUAAAGUUUACCUUGACUCCCUGGAUUCCAGCAUAUAUUCUGAUUGUUAGGUUGUAGUAGCUGUCAGAUGGAAACUGCAGACUGUCCUGCCUUUUAUCUUCUUCAUGCCAUAAGUCGCUUAGAUGAGGAAUUUGGAGGUUAUAUUAUUUUGAGAGCAUUUUACUUUACACAGUUUCUGACAUUAUCCUUCUCUGUAGAAGAGGGUUACAUUAAUCACAAACUUAAGUAGGUAUUUGCAAGUAGAAUUCUUGCUUUGUUUCCAGCUCUUUUGUACUGCUGGUACAUGUGCUUGGAUAAAGCGGCAUGCGUUCAUUUCCCAAAAUAUCCUAAGUGUUUCAUGUUCAAUUACAUUAGGAACUAAACAGUGCAUUCUUGUCAGACUAGGCUUUUCCUUUUGAAUUCCCUACAUUGCUUUAUUUCCUUUUGUACCUCAAAAGAAUUCACAUCACCCUGACACAAAUCAGUAAUAAUUCUGUAGCACAUCUGAUUCCAGUACACCUUAUUAAAGGGACAAUCAGCAAUGGUUGGAGAUCCUGAUACUCUUCAGCCUUAAGAACUUAAAACCAAAACAAAACUGUUAUCAUAAGACUCCUUUAGCAUACAGAACAGAAAACGUUUCAGUGUAAUAUAUACAAAAGUUCUAGUUAUGAAGUUUGUCAAAGCAUACUUUAUAUUUAAUCAUCGGUCCUUUGAGUUAUGGUUGUUGGCUGCAUGAUGAAAACAAAUGAUAUUGACAUUUCAAAUGAUAUUGAAGGCCUCUAUAUUGAUAAAAUUUACAAGCAAAGCAUGAUGCUUGGGUUACCAGUUAGGUGGAAUGACUUAGUAGUCUGAAAUGUGGUUUGGUCAUCAAAUAUACAUGUUUUAAAAUUAAACUUAAACUGUAGGUGUCAAGCAUGUAAGCUCAUUUGUGCAUGAAAAUGGUGUGCACACUUCAGCUUUAUGAUGAAUUGGAAAGUGCAUAUUUUCAAGUUACAUAAUUUAAUAUGGUAUAGAAAAUAAGUGAGUAUAGAAGUAUCCUUUAACAUAUUUCGGGGGGAGGGAAUUAUCCAGUAAAGUGCUCAAAACUUAUAUCUAUCUACAUGAUUUUAUUUUCUCUUCAUAGCCAUAGAUUGUAAGCAAAAAAAAUCAAGAUCAAGAUCUGGGAGCAAGAAAAAAAUUCUGCCAUUACCUCAUGGUGCUGAUGAAGUUUACAUACUCCGGUGCAGGUAUAUGUGGAACUGCAUUGAGUCAUUUGGAGUAGCUAUAGCUUGUUUCUGAUUUGUAGAAAUGCAUCUUGUAUUUGAGUGUCAUGUAUGUACAAAAAUCUAGUGACCUGUGGACCUAAUGAUGCUCACUAUGCAUGAGUGUAGCCGGUAGCUAAUAAAUGAAAGUACUUAACUAACUGACCAGUUGUGUUGCUGAUAAUUCGAGAAGUCGGUUGAGGGAAAUGGGAAGUCAUUUUGGGGGAAACUGAGAAAGCCUUAUUUUCCUUGAUUCCCCCCUCCCCCAGGCCCUCAUUACUUCCCUGCAUCCCAGCAAAUAAGUCACUGCUAAUGAAAGUGAAUAUUAGCAAGGCUUCCCCACACUCUAGGAAUUUAAGGAAGGGUAACCUAAUUUGAGGAGAGGUACAGUUGUACCUUGUUUCGCAACUGGGAUCUGUUCCGGAGCCCCGGACACUAGACGAAAAGGACCCACAACAAAGCGUGUGCGUGGAGUGGUUUGUGCUUCUGCGCAUGCGUGAAGUGCGAUUUAGUGCUUCUGCGCAUGUGCGAGCAGCAAACCUGAAAGCAACCCGUUCUAGUAUUUCUGGGUUUGCCAUGGGCAGUCGUUGAAAUGGACGCUCAGUGAGGCAGACUCAAAACAAGGUACCACUGUACUACCUAAUUAGGACUUUACUUAGGUAAUAACUAGUAUCUUGAACUGGACCGAGAACCUCACAUUAGAUUAUUUACCUUCCCUCUAUUAUGAGUUGGGACUCACAAAACACUUUGCAGUAGUAGCAUAUAGCAGUUGGCUUAAAAGAUAAGACCAUUCCUGCCCUCAUGCUUAUCGUCUAAAAAACACAACACAAAUUGAAGAAAGAUGGGGAGGGAAGAAGAAAACCAGACGCCAGUUUUUAAUUCACAGUUGUAGUUUUAGAAUUAUAGGUAUAAUUUGUGAUAUAAAGUUGUAUGCUUCUGUUUUUUGUAUCUAGAGUUACUUAUUCCUGGGAUAAACGAUAGCUGAAUUAACACCCAGGAAUUUUUUUAAAUCAUCAGUGAUAUGCAUACUCAGGCUUAGUUUUUUACUGCACUUAACACAAAGUUCAAUUACAAUGCUAAUGUGCUUUAUUUGGAUGAUUUUAAAAACUGUGCAGGUUUUGUGGUCUGGUGUUUCGGGGGCCCUUGUCUGUUCAAGAAGACUGGAUAAAACACCUUCAGCGCCACAUUGUCAACGCAAAUCUUCCUCGAACUGGGGCUGGCAUGGUGGAAGUAACAUCACUGCUUAAAAAACCUGCCUCAAUUACUGAAACUUCAUUUUCUUUCCUGAUGGCGGAAGCAGCUUCAUAG
Podarcis lilfordi (Lilford's wall lizard) is the source of this 17795-nucleotide messenger RNA. The record is from the annotation of a GenBank genome assembly. Lineage: Eukaryota; Metazoa; Chordata; Lepidosauria; Squamata; Lacertidae.